Molecule: messenger RNA, 6288 nt
Organism: Seriola dumerili (greater amberjack)
Lineage: Eukaryota; Metazoa; Chordata; Actinopteri; Carangiformes; Carangidae
Gene: sgsm1b
Product: small G protein signaling modulator 1-like
Biological process (GO): activation of GTPase activity
Molecular function (GO): GTPase activator activity
Source: RefSeq, a predicted model, not a curated record
CUCUCCACCUUCUAACCGGUGUUGUCUACGUUGCUUUCAAGACAUUCACCAGAAAAGCUGUGCGUGUCAUCAGCCACCACAUCCUGCCUGGAGCGAUGGGAGAGGCCGAGACGCGCCAGAAAUUGCUGCGCAAUGUGAAGAAAGAGGUGAAACAAAUUAUGGAGGAGGCAGUAACGAGGAAAUUUGUGCAUGCUGACAGCAGCCACAUCAUAUCUUUCUGUGCUGUAGUGGAGGCCUGUGUGCUUCAUGGACUGAAGCGCCGUAUUGCAGGCCUGCUGUGCAGUAACAAGGUUGCAGCACUCUUUAUGAAGGUGGCAAAAAGCUUUUCACCUGCUGAGGAACUCUGCCACAAGGUCCAGGAGCUGGAACAGCUUAUUGAAAACAGCAAACAGAACAAUUCCUCAGUGAGUAAUGACCGCAGUCGGCAAUCGAAGUUGGCCAACCUCCCUCCUCAGGCACUGAAACACCUGUGGAUCCGAACUGCCCUGAUGGAGAAGCUCUUAGACAAGAUUGUCCUGUACUUGGUAGAGAACAGCAGUGCCUUCUAUGAGAAAGAAGCUAUGCUGAUGGAUCCUGUGGAUGGACCAAUUCUUGCAUCUCUAUUGGUUGGCCCCUGUGCUUUGGAGUACACCAAAGUGAAGACUGCAGACCAUUUCUGGACGGACCCAUCUGCUGACGAACUCGUACAGCGACAUCGUAUCCACAGCGGCCACUGUCGGCAGGAUUCUCCCUCCAGACGACCUGCCCUGAUCCAGAAGAGGCAGUCCAGCGGUAGCAUGGACGAUCGCCCUCUCAUGUGGGUGAGGGAAUACGUUGAAUCACUCCACCAAAACUCCAGAGCCACACUUCUGUUUGGAAAGAACAAUGUCCUGGUGCAGCCAAGAGAUGACAUGGAGGCGAUCCCAGGCUACCUUUCUCUACAUCAAACUGCGGAUCUUAUGACACUGAAAUGGACGCCCAAUCAGCUGAUGAAUGGCAAUGUGGGGGAGCUGGAUUCGGAGAAAAGUGUUUAUUGGGAUUAUGCCAUGACUAUUCGUUUGGAAGAGAUUGUGUAUCUCCACUGUCAUCAGCAAGUGAACAGUGGUGGGACAGUAGUUUUGGUGAGCCAGGAUGGGAUCCAGAGACCUCCCUUACAUUUCCCCAAAGGAGGCCACCUCCUCCAGUUUCUCACCUGCCUGGAGACCGGCCUGCUACCUCACGGACAACUGGACCCGCCCCUCUGGAAUCAGAGAGGAAAGGGAAAGGUUUUCCCCAAAUUGCGAAAGAGGAGUCCACACGGCUCAUGUGAUUCUGUAUCAGAUAAGGAAGAUGAUGAAGCAACCGAUUAUGUGUUUCGGAUCCUCUUUCCUGGCAAUAGAUGGAUGGCUCUAGAGCUGAUGGACCAGGGUGUGAACAUGUGGCAACCAACCCCCAGGAAGUCUUCGUGCUCCUCUUGCUCACAAAAUGGCUCUUCUGAUGGCUCUCUGCCUAAUGGCUGUAAUCAAGAGAGGGCUCCCUUAAAACUCCUCUGUGACACCAUGAAGUACCAGAUAAUCUCCCGUGCUUUCUAUGGAUGGCUUGCAUACUGCCGUCAUCUGUCAACAGUCCGUACCCACCUCUCUGCUCUGGUGAACACCAGUAUAGUUGACCCUGAUGUGCCCUGUGAUGCCCAAGGAGGCCUCUCUGUGGAGGUGUGGGGCAGGUUCCUCAAGGACAGCUCUGCCUAUGAGGAGAAGGAGAUACACAGGCUUGUGUAUUUUGGUGGUGUGGCCCCUUCACUACGCAAAGAGGUCUGGCCUUUCCUGUUGGGACACUACCAGUUCACCAUGACUGAGAAAUCCAGGCUGGAGAUUGAUGAACAGAUGCGGAUCAUGUAUGAGCAGACUCUGAGGGAGUGGCAGGGCUGUGAGGCCAUUGUCCGUCAGAGGGAGAGAGAGAAACACGCUGAGGCUCUUGCCAGAUGUUUGUCUGGAGCCAGUGUGGAGAGAGGACCAGUGCAGCGGGACUCUACCAUCAGUACAGAUUCGUCUCUGAGUAGCAGCUCAGAUCAACAGAACACCCACUCACAGAGUGAUUCCAGCAGUAGCGCACAGUUAUUUGGAUCAGUCGAAGCAGUGGAUCAGAUUGAGUCUGGGCCCAGGCCUGAGGAAGGAGAAGUCAAGCACAGCAGUCCAGUGAAGGAUAUCUCAAAUGGUACUGCGGACUCGCCACAACUUCCCUCCCUAAACCCCUCCUCUCCAGAUCUGUCUAAUCAACAUCCAGGUUUAGAAAAUAGUACUCCUGUAACAGAGUCAACUGUUGGACCUACAACAUCUCAGCCAUCAGCCGAAGCAUCAGAAGUCUUAAAUGAGAAAAUUACAACUGGAUCACAGCCAGAAGGAACAUAUGUUAUGGACCCAGCAGCCAAGGACAAGAUUUCAGAGACGGAAAAGAUGGAGACAGUUUCAGAACAUGAGGCAGCUGGGGAAACUGGAAGUAGUAGGUCAAAAGAGACAUCUGAAGCUGAAGAAAAACCUGAAGUAGAAGAAAAAGAUAUAACAACAAAUGAGCAAUCUAAAGAUUUAAAAGAGGUAGACACAAAUAUGAAUAUAAGAUCUGCUCCAGAGAACACUAAUGUUCUAAAGCUGGAAAAAGAGAUUCAUAAUGAAUAUUUCCAGGCACCUCCACUUGGGCAGACCUUGACUUUUCAAGUCCACAAGAGCAAAGACUUGGAAGUGGAGCCAUUAUCUCCACCUACAGCAGAAAAAGAUACUAAUCAUCAAAUUGAGAUUUCUGUAAAACCUGAAACGCCUUCUGAAAAGAACCCAUCACAAAUGAUCAAGAGCUGUGCCACAGAGUCAGAAAGAAAGGAAGCUGAAGCAACAGUUUGUGACUUGGCUGAAACCAAAAAGGACAAAGCUGCAGAAAUUCCCUUUGAUAAACCUGGUACAAAUUCACCAGUCAGACAAGUAUUGAACGCUCUCCAGUCAGCGUCGAGGGGGAGCCUUUCAUUAUCAUCCCACUCUCGGCAGUCUCCGGACACGGCAGAUUCAGAUGACUCUCCAUCUGCCCUGGAAAUGGAGGACAUUCCUGCAGGGAUAACAUGUGUGAACUCUGAGGAUAUUAAGGCCAGGCCUUUGGCAGGCCUUGCCGCACCACCAAUCUCUCUGGCACAAAGAGAGAAGAUGGCAUCCGAGGGCCUUGUCCUAGAUCACCAUCUGGACACAGCUUGUAACACCAGUCCUGAGGGCACCGACCUGGGCCUCUCUGAAGAUGAGCCUGAGAUGGAGAAUGUGCUCGCUGAACCAGAGUCCGGAGAUGUGGGAGGAGACACCAAACAUGAUGAAUCCUUGGAGGGACAAACCUAUUCUCAAGAAAUACUGGACAUGUACUUGAUCAACUUACAUCGCAUUGACAAAGAUGUCCGACGUUGCGACAGAACAUAUUGGUACUUCACGCCUGAGAACCUGGAGAAGCUGCGUAACAUCAUGUGCAGUUACGUGUGGCAGCAUCUGGAUACAGGUUACGUCCAGGGCAUGUGUGACCUGCUGGCUCCUCUACUGGUUAUCCUGGAUGAUGAGGUCAUGGCUUUCAGCUGCUUCACUGAACUGAUGAAGAGGAUGAACCAGAAUUUUCCUCACGGAGGUGCCAUGGACUCUCACUUUGCCAAUAUGCGUUCUCUCAUCCAGAUCCUGGACUCUGAGCUGUUUGAACUGAUGCAGCAGAAUGGAGACUAUACCCACUUCUACUUCUGCUAUCGUUGGUUUCUACUGGACUUCAAAAGAGAAAUGGUGUAUGAUGAUGUGUUCUCCGUGUGGGAAACCAUCUGGGCCGCCAAGCACACCUCCUCCGAGCACUUUGUGCUCUUCAUUGCUCUGGCACUUGUGGAGAUGUAUAGAGACAUCAUCCUAGAAAAUAACAUGGACUUCACAGACAUCAUCAAGUUCUUCAAUGAAAUGGCAGAGCGACACAAUGUCCCCCAAGUCCUGAUGAUGGCUCGAGACUUGGUCCACAAAGUUCAGACUCUCAUAGAAAACAAGUGAUUGCACGAUGCUGCUGUAAAACUCCAAUGAUGAUAGAUUGUUUCAGGAUACUGACACAACCACAUGAAAGUCAUGUAUUCAAGAGGAAAGGAAUUGAUGUAAAUGAAAUGCAUUGGUAAGUGCGGGAAAGAUAAUAAAACUGCUCAUUAUUCUUAGAUCAUAUAACAACUUAUCUCCACUUGCCCCUUUCUAUAGUCAGGAAAUUAUUUUAAAAGUGUUAUUGUUCAACUAGUGAAUGUACCCUUGUUGAAACUGCUUCAGGAUGUUAUUUAUUUUUGCCUUAAACUUAGCUAUUUUUUCAGGGAUACAGCAACCAAAUUCUCUACUGUAUUGUUAUUCUUAAAGGUUAAUUUUGUUAAGUUAUACCUACCAUACUUCAUACCAUCUUGCGAUACACUUGAAUAUAUUUUAAGUAUUAUUAUUUUUGCUGAAAUUGUAGCUGCCAUGGUUGAACAUCUUGUGAUACACUUGAAUAUGUUCAGUAUUAAUAUCUGGCGUUAUUAGAUGAUUUGGUUUCGUAAACAUUAAAGGUACUGCCGACCAAGCUGUGGUUGGUUAAUUCUAGAUUGUGUCAAAGUAGCAUGUGUGGUCACUGGUUUGCUUCUUGAGGACCUCCUGCAGGCCUUUCUGAGGCUUGAUGGCUCUCUUUCUGUGUUUGCCUCUGAUGCACACAAGCUAGCAGGAUAUCCUGCCACCUUUCCACUGAAACAUGUAAACUCUGUGCAGUCCGGCAUGAUUGCACAUAGUUUACAUACACAUUAUUACCAUUUCCUCCGUCCCCCCAGUUCUCAUACUGUGUGCUCCUUCCGUCUUGCACCUCCUCUAUGCAUCUGAUGGUUUAUUUUGAGCUGAUGGUGGUACACUCGGUGGCAUGCAGUAAAGGCAGUGUGGUUCCUUUGGGCUCUGCACUUCCCUUUUUUUCUUUCCCCCUGAAGAGUUGCAUAGUUUUCUGCCUCAGUCCUGCCCUGCAGAUCUACAGUAGGUUGCCUUGUCUUUCACACACUCUGGUCAGCUCCUUCUAAAUGCCAAGGCUGGCAACAACAUUCACAGUAAUUGUUACCAUUUCCUGGGGUAACUGUGCAUUUCUCUUCACUAUUACCUCAAGAUUUCCAUGAUCGUACCUGUUAAAAAAACGGUUACCUUCCAUUUGUGGCUGGUACCAGAAUCCCAUUCACAGGUCCACUUUGGCCAUUUCUCGUGCACCUUCCUCAGUUACAUUUUGUGCCCUGUACAGCUAUUUUUUACCCAGAAAGGCCCUUCCACGCUGAUGGGUUUACCUAUUUCAUUUAUUCAUUUGAAAGGACAGUCAAGUUGUGCUCAGCCUGCUCAAUUGGCUCUGGUGCCCUCCAUUUCCUUGGAGAGCUCACUUCUUGGCCAGACAGUAAUGGUCACCAGAUUUACUGCUGCCCACCUUUUGGCUUGAGUGAACGCAUUAACUCCACACUCAAGAGUUUCUGUUUGUUCCACUGUGCACCGUGCUGCUCAGACUGUCAUAACUUGCUGCUUGGAAAAUGUGAUCUUGAUAAAAAAAACCCUUGUCAGGGUUUCACAGCCUUGUAAGCACCGGAAGUAUUACAUUUAAGGGUCACUUCAGUGAUAGCUAUUUAGUGGUAUGUAGCCAUGGAUAUAAUCUUUGUUGUAUGUGUGUACGUUUUGAGAUAUGCGCCAUUGAAUCUUCUGCCCCCAACCUAAGACAUUGGAGGUGAAUGGAAUUUUCAAAUGUUGAAAAUUUCAUACCUUUAAUGGCAAUGAGUCUUUAUAUUGAGACUAUCUCAUAGAAAGCAAUCGCAGUGAAAUCCCAGUAACGUGAAUCUAAUCUGUUUGGCAGAAAUUUCACAUAUUUAGAGAUAUCUCAAAAUAUCAGCAGGUGAAAAUAUAUAUCUACCAGUCUACACACCAACAGAGAUAAGUCAGAAAAUAUAUUUUAUUGGUGCCACUCACAGUUGCAAAAUAGCCAAAGCACACCCAUGUUUGGUUCACUGUGGCUUAAAUUCCAGUGCUUUGAUAUCACUGCUAACGUGUCUCCACGUGAUCUUCAAAAACAUGCCUGAGUAUUGCUGUUUGUGUAUUGCUGUGUGUGUUGUCAGAAGAUUUACUGUAUACAAUGUGUUAAAAAGGAACUGACUUAUUGUACAAAAAAAAAAAACCAAGCUAGUACAUAUUUAUUAAAUGCAAUACAAUGUCUGUACAGUAUAUGGGCUUUAUCUGAUUAUAAUGAACAGAAAGAUAAAAGUAUGCCAUUGGAAAUAAAUAUAUUUUUAUUUUCUGUGUCUUCUCAAAUUGUCAC